Messenger RNA from Oppiella nova, 546 nucleotides. The record is from the annotation of a GenBank genome assembly. NCBI's taxonomy places the organism in Eukaryota, Metazoa, Arthropoda, Arachnida, Sarcoptiformes, Oppiidae.
AUGUCGUUAGCAAAAUAUAAAAGAGUUUUACUUAAGGUUUCUGGGGAAGCUUUAAUGGGUGAUAAGCAAUUUGGUCAUGACUAUGAUGUGAUAGAGAGAAUAGCGCGAGAUGUUAAAGAAGUUAUAGAUCUUAAUAUAGAAGUGUGUAUUGUAAUUGGUGGGGGGAAUAUAUAUCGUGGUGUUGAUGUAUCAUUAGUGGGUACAGAGAGAGCUGCAGCUGAUUAUAUUGCAAUACCAAUGAUGAAUAUUUGUGAACCUUAUAUUCGUCGCAAGGCUAAACGACAUAUUGAGAAAGGACGGUUGGUGAUAUUUGCUGGUGGUACAGGAACUGGAGUUAACGGUGUAUAUGAUUUUGACCCAAGAAAGAGUCCUAAUGCAACGAGAUAUGAGACUAUUAGCUACAAUAAUGUGUUAAAAGAUAAUUUACAAGUUAUGGAUAUGGCUGCUAUUGCAGUAGCCAGAGAGAAUAAAUUACCAAUAAAAGGUAAUUUUGUUAAAGUGCUACAAGGUAAAGCAGAAUAUACAAGAAUUCAAGAAGGAAAUUAA